Messenger RNA from Prorocentrum cordatum, 854 nucleotides. Lineage: Eukaryota; Dinophyceae; Prorocentrales; Prorocentraceae. The record is from the annotation of a GenBank genome assembly.
CAGGGGGUGUUCCAGCGCCGAUCCAAGAAAUCCACGGGGACCUCCGAAGAUUCCUGCUUACGUUUGGGUUUGUUCCUUCUACUCCGCCUCCCGCAACUUGGUUCUUUGGGUCUUCUUGCAGUUCCCUACACCAGCAGGGCACUUAGUUGUAUUUCUCGAUUCUGUGCCUAAGCGCCGUGCCAAGGACUGGCGCGUGGCUUCUUUACUUGGGUUGGUCCCUCGAAUGCACCGCCAUUCCCAGCCGAGGCCCUGGAAUGGUGUACGCGCCCUGCUUGCUGAGGCCAGGAGGGCUUGUGCCGCAUUCUGAGGCCCAGGAUGCCCCUGGCCAGCUUGUGCCGCAUUCCCUUCGUCCAGGACAGGGCGGAUACCCGCUCACGCAGAUUCACUUGGCCAGGGACGUGCUGGAGUUCGCGAUGAGGAUGGUUCACGCCACCGCGGCCUGGUCCCAGGACCUCGGCGGGGACGAGGACGUGACGUGCAGGGUCGGCGUUCACACCGGCCCCUGCGUCGGGGGCAUCGUGGGAAACGACAUGCAGCGCUACCACCUCUUCGGCCCGUUGACUACCUGCCUGGAAGUUCUGGAGUCCACUUCUCAUCCUGGGAGGGUGCACGUGAGCAGGGCGUGCAAGGAGGCCGUGGAGUCGUGGCAGCGGGGCCACGAGUCCAGGGGGGAUGCACCGACCCUCCAUUUCGAGGUCCGCACGGGCGAGGGGCUGCUGGGGGCCAAGGGCGACGUGUACCCCUUCUCGGCCGCAGGCGUGGCCCGCUCCGAUCCGAUCGGUCCGGUUGAAAGAGCACUUUCUGCCGCCACUGGCACCCCCCCCGCAGUUCGAAGCAGCGGGGGGGCACAGUAG